AUGAGCGUGAACGCGUUCGUGACCGGUGCCGUUGCCACAUCGGCGGUUACCAUCGUUAUUUGUCUAUUUUUUGCCGCAUGGAUAUUCGCGGAUGUGAAUGAAUUCUACGAUCGAACGAUGAGGGAUAUGCUUGAGUUUAAGGAUCUAUCGAGUGGAGCAUGGGACGCGUUGACCGAUCUUACGAUACCAGCAAAAACAUCAAAAUCCACACAAAAACAAUUCAGAACAGCUUUUCGUGAAAAACGACAUGGACGCGGAGGACGUGGUGGCGGUUACAGAGGAGGCGGUGGCGGCUACGGAGGCGGCGGUGGCGGUUAUGGUGGCGGUUAUGGUGGCGGUGGAGGCGGCUAUGUAGGCGGCGGAGGUGGUGGAGGCGGUUACGGAGUUGGAGGGGGAUCUUAUGGCAUUGGAGGAUAUAAAGGCGCGGGAUGCGGUCCUGGAGGAUGUAAUGGUGGUGGAGGUGGUUACGGAGUCGGAGGGGGCGGUAGUUGCACCUGCGGUCCCACGCCAAAUAUAUGUCCAUCUGGACCACCCGGACCACCAGGAGCUCCCGGUUUACGAGGACUUGACGGGGCUCCUGGUAAAAAAGGCCAACCUGGCUUACCGGGAUCAUCAUACGGUGUAGCACCAGUCGGAGGAGGAUGCAUCAAAUGUCCUGCAGGUCCACCUGGGCCACCUGGACUUGAUGGUGCUACGGGUCCACCUGGACCACCUGGAAGCGCAGGAAAAGGCGGUUACGCUGGUGCGGGCCAACCAGGACCACCAGGACCAAUGGGAGACCCAGGAAUACCUGGUGCACCGGGAAAACCCGGACGAGAUGGGCCUCCUGGGAAGCGCGGACAAGGAGCUGUAUCUUUACCAGGGCUACCAGGUCCCCCAGGACCUCCUGGUCCAAUGGGAAGUCCUGGCCAGGAUGGCAUGAUUGGAGUGGGUGCCCCUGGUACAACUGGACCUAUGGGUCCACCUGGACCACCUGGAGCGCCGGGUCCAGACGGAAUACCCGGAGCUCCCGGUCAACCCGGAGCUCAUGGUGCUGAUGGUGCAUACUGUCCCUGUCCUCCGCGGGGCGGUUAUGGAGGAGGCGGUCGAUUUAUGGGGAUUUCCAAGAGCAAGAAACUCGUAUCCAAAGCAGCUAGAACGAUGUCCGCGGCUGCUCGUAAGGUAGCAGCAAAUUAA
Molecule: messenger RNA, 1176 nt
Organism: Necator americanus (New World hookworm)
Lineage: Eukaryota; Metazoa; Nematoda; Chromadorea; Rhabditida; Ancylostomatidae
Exons: 4
Coding region: 1-1176 (391 amino acids)
Molecular function (GO): structural constituent of cuticle
Source: RefSeq, a predicted model, not a curated record